Molecule: messenger RNA, 2337 nt
Organism: Ceratitis capitata (Mediterranean fruit fly)
Lineage: Eukaryota; Metazoa; Arthropoda; Insecta; Diptera; Tephritidae
Product: P protein-like
Exons: 1
Coding region: 1-2337 (778 amino acids)
Biological process (GO): transmembrane transport
Cellular component (GO): membrane
Source: RefSeq, a predicted model, not a curated record
AUGUCAAUGACGUCGGUGGGUAGUCAUGAUUCCAACGACAACGAUUCACUGGAAUCGGACACCGAAUUUGUUGACUGGCGCAGUGGGAGUACAGCGAUAGGAGAGGAGAGAGGAGAUGUUGCUCUCAGCACAACUUCUAGUACUCGUUUCAGCACAGUGACGGAGCGCAGAAAUAGAUUCGUGGCCUUUGAAGACGAACAUGAACAGCGUUUGUAUGCCGGCGCCAUAGAUAAUCUCGAUGAGAAAUCGUCUGUUUCAUCGGCAGCGGAGGAAGAUGAAACCGUUGAAUCACAAACAGCCUUACAGAAGAAGAAGAGUAAAUAUAUGAGAAUUGCUAAAAUUACUGUGCUCUUCAUACUUUGGCUGAUAUUCACUGGUGUGCUCCUAGUACAACCGGAACACGAACAUUCCGAAGCGAAUUUCAUUUGUAUCACAAAUGGCACAGAGAAAAUAUUUCAUGUGCCGGAAGAGUCAAAAUCGAAUGGCUUCUUCAUCACCGCCACAGGCCCAUUUAUAAUGCUCUCCAAAGAUCAACUCACCAAUUUUGGGAACGAAGAAUAUACACUCACCAUAAAAUUAAUGCAAAUAACGGGUGCGGAUGAUGAGAAGCACGAUGUCAGUAAGCCGUGGGUGCUGUAUUUGUCCGACCCCAUGGAUCUGGAUAAGGAGAUAUUAGUUGAACGUAAGAAACUUUUCGCUUUACGGCAUAUGUCCGAGGAGGGCAGCAAAAAGUUGUUGAUCAGCAUGGUGACCAAUAUACCUGAACCGCUAUCUUUGGAGUUCUACUACGAGCCAGCGCCAAUCAACUUAGAGAUCGGUGUUAUUAUAGCGAUAAUACUAGUAGUCGGCUUAUACAUACUGCUUACUCUUGACAUCGUACAUCGUGCGCUCGCUAUAAUCAUCUUCUGUACGCUUACCAUCAGCAUGCUGGCGCUACUGAACAUGCGGCCUUCGUUGCGCACCAUCAUCGAUUGGAUUGAUUUUGAGAUACUCUUAGAGCUCUUCGGUCUGACACUCAUCAUAGCCAUAUUAGCGGAAACUGGUAUUAUCGAUUAUAUUACCGUGCGCAUUUAUGAGAUCUCCAAUGGACACAUUUGGCCCAUAUUGAACACCUUAAGUCUGGUCAUCUUCGUUGGUUCAUGUUUUCUCGAUAGUAUACUCAUGGUACUGCUGAUUGCGCCGAUUGCAAUGCGUAUAUGUGAAUUGAUGCAACUAAAUCCGUUACCUUUGCUGUCCUGUUUGAUCAUAUUUGCGAAUGUCGGCUCGGUAUUGACACCAAAAGGACAGACGCCGAGUGAGUUUGUCACGCAAAAUGAGGUUUUACGACGCGAGGGCAUCAAUAGUUUGGUUUUCAUAGCGCACAUGUUGCCGGGCACUUUAAUAGCUGGCGCAAGCGCUUAUCUCUAUAUGCGCAUACUCUAUCACGAUUCGAAUACGAUGCGAUAUAAGGAUGGCGCCGAGAUUGAACGCUUGCGUCGCGUCAUUAAAGUUUGGUCACGCACCGCCAAGAGUAUUAGUCCAUAUUCGAAAGACGAGCAAGCCAUGCGCGAUACGGUGUUGUCGAAGGUGCGACGUCUGCGCAGACGUUUGAAGCGCAUUGGUAAGAUGCCAGCGCCGCCACCAGACUACAAAGAAACGGUGAAGCAACUCAAAACUCAAUUCCAGAUAACCGAUCAGGCGCUAUUAAUCAAAUCUCUCUUCGUCUUGUUCUUCCUAAUUGUACUCAUCGUGCUGCACCUCGUGCCGAACAUACAUUUCCUCUCCACAGCCUGGACUGCGCUCCUCGCCUGCAUACUACUGCUGAUAUUGGCAGACAAUGAUGACUUCGACGGCAUACUCGGUCGCAUUGAGUGGUCGACAAUGCUAUUUCUCGCCUGUGUUAUUGUGUUCUCCGAGGCCACUGCACAGCUAGGACUCUUCGAUGUGAUCAGCAACAUGACCGGCGAUCUAAUACGUUAUAGCAGUACAAGCGCGCGCAUGUUUGUGGCCAUACUGAUCGUACUGUGGUGGUCGGCAUUUUUGGCAGCGUUCCUCACCGAUUCCUCGGUGUGCUCUCUAAUGUUGCGUGCGGUAAUUGUUGCUGUAGAGGAUAUUGAGGAAGGCCAAUUGCCAGUGCAACCGCUCGUGUGGUCCGUGUUGCUCGGCACCGGGCUGGGCAGUAUUGGUACUCUAAUCGGCACUUAUGCGAAUAUCAUUUGCGCUGGUUUGGCGGAGAAGCAUGGUUAUAAUUUCCCCUUCCUCUAUUAUUGCAAAGUUGGAUUUCCCAUAAUGUUGGUGUGUGUUGCAAGUGUAACGGUUUAUUUAAUGGUAGCUCAUGUGGUGUGCCAUUGGCAUUAA